AUGGGCAAGUUCAUGAAACCUGGGAAGGUGGUGCUGGUCCAGGUCGGAUGCUACUCCAGACACAAAGCCAUCAUUGUCAAGAUCACCUCAGAUGGCCCCUACAGCCAGGCUCUGGUGGCUGGAGUUGACCGCUAUCCCCACAAAGUGACAGCUGCCACAGACAAGAGGAAGAUUGCCAAGAGGUCAAAUAUCAAGUCUUUUGUGAAAGUCUAUAACUAUAAUCACCUCAUGCCCACCAAGUACUCUGUGGAUAUCCUCUUGGACAAAACAGUUGUCAACAAGUAUGUCUUCAGAGACCCUGCUCUCAAGCGCAAGGCCCGCCAGGAAGCCAAAGUUAAAUUUGAGAAGAGGUACAAGAUGGGCAAAAACAAGUGCUUCUUCCAGAAGCUGCAACUUCCGUCCUCCGGUCGCGGGACACCCGGACACCACCCCCACCCCCACCCCCCGGGGCCACUAGGCCUAGCAGCUCUCAUUCAGCCGCGACCGCUGCAGCGCGCCCCGGGAGCCCGCCUGGCAGACAAUCGUAAAGCCGCUCGGGGCUGCUCACCUGCUCCCGCCUUCCGGGGCCCCGGUCCUGCCCUUCCACCGCUGCCCCCUCCGCUGUCCGCCCCCCGCCCGAGCCCGCGCUUGCGCUGGGCACUAAGCCGAGUCCUCCGAGAGGAGGAGAGGAUGCGGCCGGCGGCAGUUGUCCACAGCAGUGCAUGGUGA
Chrysochloris asiatica (Cape golden mole) is the source of this 708-nucleotide messenger RNA. Its product is annotated as 60S ribosomal protein L27-like. The record is from RefSeq and is a predicted model, not a curated record. Lineage: Eukaryota; Metazoa; Chordata; Mammalia; Afrosoricida; Chrysochloridae. Gene Ontology annotation, molecular function: structural constituent of ribosome. The transcript has 3 exons. Gene Ontology annotation, biological process: translation. The coding region runs from base 1 to 708 and encodes 235 amino acids. Gene Ontology annotation, cellular component: ribosome; cytosolic large ribosomal subunit.